AUGACAACCAGAAACAACGAACCACCGCAAUCAAACGGCGGCGAUCGGAGACAAAGACCACCAGCACCACAGCAACCGCAACACUCAAACGGUUACAUGCAUCAACAACACCACCCUCAAUACUACCCUCAAACCCCCUCCCGUUCCUCCUCCUCCGCCUCCCUAAAAGGCUGCUGCUGCUGCCUCUUCCUCCUCCUCUCUUUCCUCGCCCUCCUCGUCCUCGCGGUCGUCCUCAUCGUCCUCCUCGCCGUGAAACCAAAGAAACCACAAUUCGAUCUCCAACAAGUCGGAGUCCAAUACAUGGGAAUAACCCCCAACAACCCUUCCGGAACCACCGCUUCACUCUCCCUAACCAUUCGUCUUCUUUUCACGGCGGUUAAUCCUAAUAAGGUGGGAAUCAAAUACGGAGAGUCCAGGUUUACUGUCAUGUACCGCGGAAUUCCGUUGGGAAAAGCUUCGGUUCCUGGAUUUUAUCAAGAUGCGCAUAGCGUAAGACAAGUUGUUGCUACGAUUGGGGUUGAUAGGGUUAAUUUGUUGCAAGCUGAUGCUGCUGAUUUGAUUAGAGAUGCUUCCUUGAAUGAUCGGGUCGAACUUCGGGUCUUGGGUGAUGUUGGUGCUAAGAUCCGGGUCAUGAAUUUUGAUUCACCUGGUGUUCAGGUUUCGGUGGAUUGUGCAAUAGCAAUAAGUCCAAGAAAGCAAUCUCUCACUUACAAGCAGUGUGGAUUCGAUGGAUUAAGUGUUUAA
Molecule: messenger RNA, 744 nt
Organism: Vicia faba (fava bean)
Lineage: Eukaryota; Viridiplantae; Streptophyta; Magnoliopsida; Fabales; Fabaceae
Source: the annotation of a GenBank genome assembly